Diaporthe citri is the source of this 1632-nucleotide messenger RNA. RefSeq lists its product as uncharacterized. The record is from RefSeq and is a predicted model, not a curated record. The transcript has 5 exons. The coding region runs from base 1 to 1632 and encodes 543 amino acids. NCBI's taxonomy places the organism in Eukaryota, Fungi, Ascomycota, Sordariomycetes, Diaporthales, Diaporthaceae.
AUGUCUGCUCCUGAUCCUUCGCCUUCUCCUGCCGCUGCCUCAGACGCGGCAAUCCACGUCGCCAUUGCAGACGAGAUCGAGGUCGCCGCCGCCGACGACACCCCUGAGCGCCAGACCCAGCCCGACGGGCCUGCAGAAGAGCUCGAGCAUGAGGACAAGGAGAAGCAGCAGCAGCAGCAGCAGCAGCCUCCGCUUGAGACGCCUCAGCCAGAUCCUGAUCCGCAGGGGCAGCAUGAUCCCCAGGGGCCGCACGCUGAGGACAGCGCCCGGCAUGCCAGCGCCCACGAGGCAUUGAACGGACAUGGUUCGGGCUCUGGGCAGGAAAAUGAUGAACUCAAGGGCCACGAUGGGACCCUCUGGCUUCUUGGCGCGAACACCAUCACCAUGAACAUUGCAACGGCUGCCCGUUGCGCCUGUCCCGAUCCCAUGGUCGCCCGUAUCCUAUUCUACACUUUCCCCAUGCGACUGCAGCUCCCGACUAUGGCAGAACGAAAAGGCUCCGAGGCCGGCUCAUCAAGGCAUGGCCAUUCAGUGCCACCCGCCUUCCCAACACAUAAUUCACCCAGAACAUGGGUCCUGACACAGGCUUUAUCGCCACUCGCCAUCAGGCUCAUCAGGUUGCUCCUGGCGCAUGGGGACUACGUUGUUGCGUGUCUCCCGCCGCAUGAGAUAGAGCACGAGGACCGGAGUGCCGAGUUCAGGGGCCUCAUCAACGAGUGCAAGAGCAACCGAAGGGACCGGGAGGGCUGGAAAGACCGGAUACGAGGCAUACGGUGCGAUGGCCGCUCCAUGGGGCAGUGUAGUGCGGCCAUCGCCGAGGCGGUCCAGGUGUUUGGCCGCGUAGAUAUCUUGCUGUGCUGCAAGUUUGAAUCUGUUGUCGGCACGGUCGAAGAGCUCUCGACAACGAGAGCAACACAAAACCUUGUCAGGGACCAAUUCGAAACAAUCUUUUUCUCCCAAGUCAAUUUCAUCAAGGCCGCGCUACCCCAACUCCGGGCCCAACAUACAGGACACAUCGUGAUCCUUACCAGUAUCGGUGGUCACAUCGGCACCCCUGGCAUGCCCACACAUACGGCGGCUACCUGGGCGUUGGAAGGGUUCUGUGACUCCCUGGCUUAUGAAAUCGCGCCUUUUAACAUCAAGGUGACGAUCGUGCAGCCAAACAAGGAGAUACAGUGCCUGAGCAACAAGAUCAUCCUGGCGCCGCAAGCGCCAUGGUACGAUAGCGAGAUCAACCCGGCGCCGUCUAUACGCGACAUGAUGAGCAAUGUGCUCAACACGGACCCAGAGACGGCAGUCGAGCCGUCGGACACGGAGAUCCUGCAUCGAUACCCGAAGUUGCCUGCCUCGGCUACGGAGAAGCUCGUCAUGGAGACGGUGCAUGCACUGACGGCCAUCGGGGGCCACGAGAACCCGCCGGCGAGGCACAUAGUUGGUUUUGAAGGAGCUUCUGCUGUGAAAGAGAAGCUCAAGACAGUCACAGAAGAGUUGGAGGACUUCGUCGAGGCGAGUGUGGCCGUCGACAUCUUUGAGAGCCAGCUGAAGGCCGAGGCCACGGAGGGGAGAGCCCACGAGGCACCUUUGCGGCCCGAAGCCGAGGGAAUGGAGGCCUUUGACUUUAUGUCAACUUAA